This is a messenger RNA of Ustilaginoidea virens, 456 nucleotides long. RefSeq lists its product as uncharacterized. Bases 1 to 456 code for a protein of 151 amino acids. The record is from RefSeq and is a predicted model, not a curated record. The transcript is spliced from 3 exons. Lineage: Eukaryota; Fungi; Ascomycota; Sordariomycetes; Hypocreales; Clavicipitaceae.
AUGAAGACCUCUGUUGUCGCUCUCGCUGCCCUCCUGGGUCUCGCCUCUGCCCAGAACGCCGUCGUCAUCAACAGCUGCUCUGAAACAGUCUACGUGCAGUCUUUCCCGUACAACGGAGGUGCCCCCGGCCCUCUUACCACCCUCCAGCCUGGACAGUCCUUUUCCGAGCAAUUCAGACCCUCUGGCUCGACCAUUAAGAUUGCCAAGACCAAGACCCUGAACAGGCCGUUGUUCUUUGGAUACUCGUUCAGUUCAAACCCGGACUACGCCUACUACGAGUUCAGCACGGAAUGGGGGAAUCCGUUUGCCGGAAACCGUAAUGUCUUGUCUCCUGGCAGUGGCUGCGAGGCGUUUGAUUGCCAGGCCAACGAUGGUCAAUGCUACAGCACGCCUGCGCACAAGAAGGUUUAUGGUUGCCCCCGGCCGGUCAACCUGACUGCCCAGCUCUGCAAGUAA